AUGGACGCACAAGCCUACCUAAUCCGCCACGGCUGGUCGGGCCCAGGCAACCCACUCAACCCCAAUCGCCGACCAGGCACGCACGCUGGCCUCGGCCUCACAAAACCGAUUCUUGUGUCCCGACGCAAAGGUAAUCUCGGUGUCGGGCAGACGACAACCAAAGACCCGACGAACCAGUGGUGGCUGCGCGGAUUCGAGGAUGCGUUGAAGGGCGUUGGAGAUGAGAAAAAUGCUGGGGCGGAGAAGAAGCCGAAUGCAUUGACGAGUGAGCUCUAUCGGCAUUUUGUGAGGGGGGAGGUUGUUCCGGGGACGCUUGGGUCGAAGGAUGAGGAGAAAAAUAAGAAGGAGGCACUGGGCUCCGAGUCUACAGCCAAGGCGGAGUCUAAGAAGAGGAAGAAGGAUGAUGCGGAUGGGGAGGAGGAUCGGGAGGCGAAGAAGUUGAGGAAGGAGGAGCGUAAGAGGAAGAAGAUGAGUCAGGUGGAGGAGGUGGAGGAUUCUAAGAAUCGGAAGGAGAGCAAGGAGGAGAGGCGCCUACGGAAGGAAGAGAAGAGGAGGAAGAAGGAAGCAAAGGAAUUGAAGAAGAAGCUAAAGAAGGCCAAGGAAGCGGAGGACAGUACUACUGAUGAGAAUGCAAAAGCCACACGCAAGAGCGAGAAGGCGAAGGAAGGACACAACCCAGAAGAGGACUAUCCUACUCCGAUAUCGAUUGAGAACGACCAGACAGAGUCUAGUGGACGUGAAGAGUCCUCUGAUUCGAUAGAAAAAGCGAAGAAGAAGAAAGAGAAAAAGGAAAAGAAGGAGAAAGAGAAGGACAAGGAAAGCCAAAAGAGGAAGAAGAGCGAGGAAUCAAAAUCGAAGAAGUCGAAGGAUGCCAAAAAGUCGAGAAAGGAGUGA
Molecule: messenger RNA, 894 nt
Organism: Aspergillus bombycis
Lineage: Eukaryota; Fungi; Ascomycota; Eurotiomycetes; Eurotiales; Aspergillaceae
Exons: 1
Coding region: 1-894 (297 amino acids)
Source: RefSeq, a predicted model, not a curated record